UGAAAAGGAAGAUGAAUUGCUAACUUCCACUUUUAACACCAGAAACUUUUGACUCUCACGGCUCAAAAGAAAAGACUGCACUAAAAAUCCCUACUGGAAACCCUACGUCUGGAUGCCCCGCCUCUGAAGGGCCUUGCUGUGCUUCCGUUCCCAGCUUUCUACAGAGCAGGCCCCCGCUGGGCACUGUCUUAUUUAACUGUGCCUAAUUCAACUCUUCGUACCAAAACAGUCCUGCAGAGUCAGUAACCCCCCUGGAAAUCAAUUUCUUUUUUUUUUUUAAGGAACGUUCUGAACAUACGAAGAUGGACAGAAUUACAUGACGCGAGGACAGAAUUACGUAAUGUAAUUCAGCCAGAGGAGAGGCCCCUGAGCACAGGACCAGGACCGCUGACUCUGCCCAGGCUCCUGCACCGUCCCAGCAAACACACUCCUCCUGCGCUAGAUUUAGGAAGCCUCCGAGCGCGAGGCGGAGCGGGCAGAAGCAACCCUGUCCCACCUCUCCAGCCAAAAUAAGGAGCAGGAAAGCAGGCUCUGCCACUUCCUGGCUGUGUGACCUCAGCGGGGGCCAUCCCUGCCCACUCCGGAGGGAACUGCUGGAUGCUCUGUGAGGGCCCUGGCCUCUCGGACUCUGUCAACGGGCACAGUAACCACCACUGAGCAGUUUAGAAUACAAUUCGCUUAAUCCCAACCCCCCUGGAGGCAGACCCCACUGCUGUGUCCCUGUCACAGAAGAGGCCAGCGAAGCCGAGAGAGGUUAAAUAACUUAGCCAAGGCCAACAAGCUUACAUCAUGAACCCCUGGGAGCCCUGCACAGAACACUCCCAGGACAGGGGAGCCCAGCCAGGGAGGAGGGUGACACCUGGUCUCAGAUAUUUCUAUAGGUCCUCGUCGAAUCCCCACUACCUGCGAAUAAGACAGAACAGGCUGCGUUUCGUGGGGAGGGUGGCUGGAAGGGGUGUCUCUGGGUGCCACCUCCCGCCCCAGCAGCUCCACAGAUGACAGGACUAGCUCGCUCAGUGACAUGGAGCGGCCGAAAGAGUCACAGCAGCGUCGGUGACUUUCUGGACCCACAUCGGACCCCUGCCCCACUUUUUCUUGCAGAACGACUCGGCAGGAAAAUAUCAUCCAUUCAUCUAGUCAUUCACUUAAUAUUUAAUGACAUUUUCUAUCAAAAUUCCCAAUGCAAAUAUCCUUGUAACGGUGCAGUCCCGCUUCGGGAAUGUGUCCUGUGGGUGUACUCACUCUCAUGCUUUGUCAAAUCUGCACGAGGUGACCCAGUGCUGGAAAUGAAAAUACCCUGGAAACAGCCCAAAUGAUCAUCGACAGGGGACCGGUUACAAAAAUCAUAGCGCGGCCAUCCGGCGGAAGAUUAUGCAGCCGUAAAGGAAAGGGUAUAGACUGGCACCCCCAGUCUAUACUCUUAUGGAAGAGGCUACAAAAUAGCUCAGUGUGUUUUACCAAGCAAGGUACAGAGCACUGCGUAGUGUGCCACCUUAACAUAAGAAAGAGAGGAAGAAAAGAACAUAUAUAUUUCCUUGGAUAUGCAUACACACACACCCCCUUUGUUCGCCUGACCUAGACCUUCGCCCCUGGCAGGAGCUGUCCUAGGUCCUGGCCCUCUCCUACACAGAGCCUUUGUUUUCUUAUGCAAACGCCCAGGUUCCGCUCCUAAAAUUAUCCAGGCGAGCAGGUCUCGAGAGGACGCCUCAUGGAAAAUUACAGAAACACAUUUCUUUGUAUUUGAAUACUUCCAGGACGUUACGCUGGCAGCAGCCGGACUCCGGGGGAGACCUCGGCUUCCUCAGCCUCCUCGUGCUGGGAACCGCUUGGGUGCCUGGUGACGCCAGGCACUUCUCAGAAUAGAGUUUUUAAAUACACAAGAUAAAAUGCCUGGAAUCGCAGUGGAAAUCAAUUAUGUUGAAACGGACUUAAUAAAAUGUUUCUGAAGUUACUCCAAACUUCUUUAUUUGCAAGUUAAAUAACAAGAUCCAGCACUGGGUCUAAUUACUGUAAUUUUGAGGGGAGGCUGAGAAAAAUGAUGUCUCAAGAUGUCUGCAACCACUGUAACAUGACUUGGAAAUCUGUGUGAUUUCUGUUAAUGACAGAGCCACAGGACAUGCUGAGUAUCAGAGGUCAGGGGAGACAGAGAUGCAAUCCGCUGCCCGCCCAUCCGCCCCCACAUAGAAAAUUCUAGUCCUUGUCAGCUUCAGGCUGGGCUUUCUAUUCCGACCUCAGCAUAUCCCUGGCUUAUAUCUGUGGUGGGAAGACCAACUAGCAAUUACGAGCACGGUGGAUCUCUUCCAUGUCCCCUGGCUGGAGUGGACACCCCACUUCCAAGGCUGGAAAUUGUUUAUAAAAGUGAGGUUCCCAGUGGCUGACCCCCCAGAAACACUUGCCACGCGCAUGACCCUGAGCAGAGAGCGGGGACUGCCGUACUUCACUCCCUCCCCACGUGGGGCCCGUGGGCACCCCAGAUGGGGAAGGAGCUGACCAGCUUGAGGUCACGGGCUGGCCUCAGGCCCUUCCCGUUCCUCUAAAUCACAUGUACCCCACAGCCGCCCUCAGCGUUUUUAUCUCGAUUGGAGGUGGCCACGAUGAAGUCGGAGCAGCAGUCAUAACAGAAACGGUUGUUAGGCCAGCACCCUCGGUGCCAUCAUCGCCAAGGCGACGGCUGAGCCUGACCGCUUGUGUAAUUUCAGACACUGCCUAAGGACUUAACACCUUCCUAACGACAGCCGUUUUGAUUGUCCCUGCUUCAGAGAUGAAGACACCGAAGCCCAGAAAAGUUGUCGUCAUUUGCUAGAGGCGACGUAGCUCGUCAGCCGGAAUUGGAACCAAGGAAAUAUGGCUGUAGCCACAUCCCAUGAGUGCAGAGCUCCGCGAGCUCUCACGAAGCAAACGCGCUCAUGUAGCCCGCCGUCCAGACCAAAAACUAGACGCCGGCAGCCCCGGUCACCAUUCCCUGCCCAGGCGACCACCGCCUGACGGGUAUCGCCCUCUUGGAUUCACAUAGACCUCCCCUCAUCUUAACCACGAUGCUAUCGCAUUUGUCCUCGCAGUGACCUAGAGACUAGGACAUACGUCCCGAAGGGAAGGAGGGGUUAAUCGGCACAGAACGUCGCCAGAUUGUAAGUGGCCUCGGGGAGGGAGCGCACGUGGAAUCCGGGUCCCUCGCCUUGCUGACGGCGGCAUCACUGUGGGCUUCGCCAAGGCUGGUCUUAGCCGUGAAAAGCACAGCAGCUUGGGGAGAAAGGCCAGUCCAGGGGGCAGCUCAUCUGCUGGUUGGAGGUCAUUUGCUAGAGGUGACAUAGCAAGGUGACCCUGCCCGCAGUGUCUCCAGUCAGCCAAGGUGCCACCCCAAAAGCGUGAUAGUAGUGAACCAGCCACCGGCCCGGAGGCGACAAUGGGGCUUCUGUGUGCUGCCAGCAGUCGGGGCGGGCGUGGGCUCAGGCAAAUGAGCAGGGCCACACAGAUAUAGGGGCGAGGGGCCUGGGCUCUGCUUCCCCUCCAGAGCCGGCCAGAUGGAGGGCAGCCCGAGGCAGCUCAGCCUGGGGAGGGGGCUCGAGGGGGCGGCGGACGGCCAGGCCCUGGCCAAGCUGCAGGAGCUGGCCCUGAGGUGGUUCAUGGAGACGCAGGCCCCCCUCAUUCUGCAGGACGGAGCCCUGCCCCCCUGGUUCCACGGAUUCAUCACCCGCAAGCAGACGGAGCAGCUGCUCGGGGACAAAGCUCUUGGCUCCUUCCUCAUCCGCCUCAGUGACCGGGCCACCGGCUACAUCCUGUCCUACAGGGGGGGUGACCGCUGCCGACACUUCGUCAUCACCCAGCUCUCAAACCGGCGCUACCUCGUCUCGGGGGACACCCGCAGCCACGGCAGCCUGGCCGAGCUGGUGCGGCAUUACCAGGAUGUGCAGUUUGAGCCCUUUGGGGAGACGCUGGCUGCUGCCUGUCCCCGGCCAGAGGACAAUGACCUGUACGAUGCCAUCACGCUGGGCCUUCGCCAGCCCAGCCCAGGCCUGGAAAAGCCACUGGCCACGGCGUCCGCCACGGAGGUCGCAGACAGGGCCGCUGGCCCCUGCCCCCCGCCCAAGCCCCAGGUGUCCUUCCUGCCCACGAGGAAGAACCCGGAUGGGCGUCCCAGGAACGUGUCGGGGGAGGAGAGCAUGGAGGUCCCCAUCGGGGUGCCCCCCCUCCCCAAGAGGAGCGCCUCCCUUCUGGACGAGUCUUUCGGAGGCACCAGCAACGUCGUCUACGCGGACCUGAGGAAGCGGAAUCAGAUGCGCCUGGGGCGGGGUGCGGAGGGGUCCGGCGAGCAGGGGCAGGGGCCGGCGGGCAGCCGGGCCUGCUCCCCAGGCAAGGAGGCCCCGAGGAGCCCCCUCGACGGGGGCCAGAGCGGGCCUGCCCUCGCUGCGGGGGACCCAGGCCGGGGCCCUGCAGUGUCUCCCACCUCCUGGGGCCUCCUCCUGCCCCCCAGUUCUGAGGCUCUGGGACCCUUGGCUGCUACCUGGAGCCAGGGGUCUCCGAAGCUGCGCCACAGGGCCCAGCCCUGCUCCCAGGGCCGUUGUGCAGACACCUACGAACUCGUCCAGACAGCAGCCCCGGAGGAGGCCGGGGAUGCGGCCGACCAAGGCGCCUACCAGCAGAUCCCAGUCCACUGGGGCGGCUCUGCCCGGCCCCCCUACCCUGGGGCCAGUCUCACAUGCAGAGAGCUGUCGAGAUCCCCAGACUGUGGCUACGAGGGGACCCCCGAGCUCCCAGAGCCCAGGAACGCUUACGAACAAAUCCCAGCAGCCAAGAGCAGAGACGCCGGGCGGACGCAAAAGCCUGACAAGCCCCGGAGGUUCUUCUUUGUGGACAAGAAGCACCGAGCCUGAGGGCCUGGCUUCCAGCAGCCCACAGCCCGGGAUUCCGGUCAUCCAGCCAGGGACGCCCAGCUCACCGGAAGGUGGCCCCCAGCCCGUCAGACCCCCCAGCCUGCGGCAGAGCCAGACUCAGAGAGCGGCCUUCUGGCUGCCCGCUGCUCGGGCUGCGUCCCAUCCCCCAGGGCCUGUCACCCACCGCGGAAGGAGAUCAAGGCCGCAGAGGAGCCGACUCACGCCCUCCCCUCCGAGCCCCUGGCCCAGCAGGCAGCCCACCUCCGGAGCCCCAAGGGCCCUGCCCAGCACCAGCUCCGGAUGUGGGGACACGCCUGGCCUACGGCCACCAUCAGGCCAGGCUGCUCGGCCUGGAUCCCCUUCCUCUGUCCCACGGGCCCUCUUCCCCGUGUCCCCACCUCCCUAAGGGGGACAGCUUGCUGCUCCCCGCCCUGCCCCAGGCAGAGCUGGCUCAGUCCCCACGGGCGGGGAGCCCCCCGCCCAGAGGCCUCCGGGGUUGUCAGGACUAUGUACGGCGACCAGCCUGGGCCUGACACAGGGCGGGCGCCCACAAACGUUCAC
Molecule: messenger RNA, 5432 nt
Organism: Pteropus alecto (black flying fox)
Lineage: Eukaryota; Metazoa; Chordata; Mammalia; Chiroptera; Pteropodidae
Gene: SH2D7
Product: SH2 domain containing 7
Exons: 7
Coding region: 3522-4871 (449 amino acids)
Cellular component (GO): cytoplasm
Source: RefSeq, a predicted model, not a curated record